AAGCCGACCUCGGCGGCUUCGCCUUGCAUUUUCACUUUCAGAUCUCCUCUUCCACUUUGAUUUGGGAACAUUAUUCCACCUCGGCAACAUACGGUUGAAAGAUAUGGCAGAAGCAAAACCAGGAUUGAGGAAGCCAGUCUUCACCAAGGUUGACCAACUUCGCCCAGGCACAAGCGGGCACACUCUAACUGUGAAAGUGGUCAGCACUAAGAUGGUGCUACAGAAAGGUCGUGCUGAUGGCCCUCAACCUCGUCAAAUGCGAAUUGCUGAAUGUUUGGUGGGUGAUGAGACAGGAAUGAUCAUAUUCACUGCAAGGAAUGACCAAGUGGAUAUGAUGAAAGAGGGUUCAACCGUCACCCUGCGCAAUGCUAAAAUUGACAUGUACAGAGGAUCCAUGAGACUUGCUGUGGACAAGUGGGGCCGUGUUGAAGUUGCAGAGCCUGCAAACUUCUCUGUUAGGGAGGAUAACAACUUGUCACUGAUCGAAUAUGAACUGGUGAAUGUCGUUGUGGAGUGAACUUGCAAUUUCUACUGUCUUCUAAUGAGAAUAAAACAAAGCGAGCAGGGUAAUCUACUUCUAUCUAUGGACAUCUGUUCAUGCUCAUGGAAAUUCACUUUAGGAAAGAGAUUUGGGAAACUGGUUGUACCAAGAUGCUUCAUACUGCUGCAGCUUCGUGGAUGGAUCCUUUUGCUUGAACCACUAAAACAGGUUAUAGUAGUUCGUGGUGCAAAAUAAGGGAUUGCCUAUAUGCCUUCCAGAUCUUGUCUUUUUGUUUUACUGUCUAUUUAAUUCUGGAUUCUGCAUAUUUAUGAGAAUAUAAUAUGUAUGGAAGGUCAGUGUCUAUACUUAACAUGAUCCCAUCUUCUGACUCUGUUGUUCCAUUAUCUUUUGCCUGCCAUAUCACUUUUCUUCUUCCUCAAUGCAA
Molecule: messenger RNA, 926 nt
Organism: Neltuma alba
Lineage: Eukaryota; Viridiplantae; Streptophyta; Magnoliopsida; Fabales; Fabaceae
Exons: 3
Coding region: 104-517 (137 amino acids)
Source: RefSeq, a predicted model, not a curated record